AUGUCGUCGGCUCCAAGGCGCACGGCGUCAACCUCUUCAAGACCCGCGCGACCGGCCGCUCAAUCGGAACUCCCGCAUCGCACGAGAAGCGUGGCCGUCCGAUCGUCCAACUCCUCCCAGCCCCCUCCACAGACUCAUUAUGCGCAUUCAAAAGCUCCUUCUCAGGAUCACCGUCCGCCUGCCAAUUAUGCGGCUGUGGAUAGCAUAGCCCGCCAGGACGUUGACGCCAAGUCUCGCCGCGACCGUGAUGCCUCCGCUGAGCGUCCGGCCACUGCACGGACCGAAUCUACCCGGAGACACCACCAAAGAACCUCAUCUACGCAGCCGCGUGAGACCGAGCUGGCCUCUGGAGAUACCGCGCAAGCGCCUGCAAGUGGAACUCAUGGACAAUCCAAUGCGCCCGCUCAGCCCAAGCGGCGAACCACGAUUACCACCCCCACCGGGAAUUGGGCCUUGGGGAAGACAAUUGGCGCUGGUAGUAUGGGUAAAGUGAAGCUGGCGAAGAAUAUCGAAACCGGAGAACAGGUCGCCGUCAAGAUCGUUCCUCGUCUGUCAACCGAAGAGCACAAGUCAUCGCGCGAAACCGAGCGGGCAGAUCGCUCGAAGGAGAUUCGAACCGCACGAGAAGCUGCCAUUGUAUCCCUCGUGAACCACCCAUACAUCUGUGGCAUGAGGGACGUGGUCCGGACCACGUAUCACUGGUACAUGCUUUUCGAAUAUGUGAACGGUGGUCAAAUGCUGGACUACAUCAUCUCUCACGGAAAAUUGAAGGAGAAGCAGGCGCGCAAGUUUGCCCGGCAAAUCGCAAGUGCGCUCGAUUAUUCCCAUCGCAACAGCAUCGUUCAUCGCGAUUUGAAGAUCGAGAAUAUCUUGAUCAGCAAGACCGGUGAUAUCAAAAUUAUUGAUUUCGGUCUCAGCAACCUCUUUUCGCCUCGAAGCCUGCUCAAAACUUUCUGUGGAAGUCUUUAUUUUGCGGCACCGGAGUUGCUCCAGGCGAGACAGUACACAGGUCCGGAAGUCGAUGUGUGGAGUUUCGGUAUUGUCUUGUACGUGUUGGUUUGUGGAAAGGUGCCAUUCGACGAUCAGAGUAUGCCUCAGCUCCAUGCGAAGAUCAAGAAGGGCGUCGUGGAAUAUCCCCCGGGUCUCACUACUGAAUGCCGUCACAUUAUCUCCCGCAUGCUUGUUACAGACCCGAAGCAACGCGCCAGCUUGGCCGAAAUCAUGGCCCAUCCCUGGAUGAACAAGGGCUUCAACGCUCCACCGGAGAACUACCUUCCUGUUCGCGAACCUCUGCAGCUUCCGCUGGAUCAGGAGGUGGUUGAGAAAAUGACUGGCUUCGAUUUCGGCCCUCCCGACUACAUCGCUGCCCAGUUGACCAAGACUCUGGAGUCCGAGGAGUACCAGCAUGCACUGCGCCUCAACUUCCGUGAACAACCCAUGCCCAACCAGGCAGAGAAGAAGCGCGGCGUGUUCGACUUCUACAAACGGCGCAACUCUGCCGCAAGCCGAGACACCUUGUCCGCACCUUCUGCCGAGGCUAUUCAGUUAGGCAAUGACCCAUUAAAUGCUUACAGUCCCUUGAUAUCUGUCUACCAUCUUGUGAAGGAGAAGCUUGAUCGGGAACGAGCCGAAGCCCGGCCUGGGACUCUUGGCCUCCGUCAGACCCCUGGUGAUGUACAAGUUCCCGAGCUUACACCUCCGGAAGCUGCUCACACCAACCAGUACCAGUUGCCGGGCGAGAGGGACACUGGUCGUCGUUCUCGCCCUCGAGCCAGGACCCACGGCGAGGACGAAGUUACAGAGACACUGAAGAGCCAUCACGCUUCGUCCCCAUCUGCACAUGCGGUCCCAAACGCAACGCAGCUCGAUACUCCCAAGAAGGAAAGCACCGCUGCUGGUAUUCUACGGCGCUUCAGUACGCGCCGAGCCAAGGACCGCAGUCGCGAUGUCGAACGGGAGCGCAUCAGCACUCCAAACACCCCUACCCUCAAUGUCCAGCCCCCUGCCGAUUCAGCCUCGCCGAUGCAUCGUGGCUUCAGUGUGCGGCGCACACGGCGGGCCGAGCCGUCUCCGGGUCCUGUGCCCCAUAGUGGUAGUCAGCCACAGCAAGAUCUGCUGACUGCCCCAAGUUCCGGUGAGCAGUUCUCGCAGUCAAACAAGUUCCUCGGCCGGUCGACCAGUGUCAACUCUGCCGAUUACCGGACUCGAAGGGCCGCUCGGAGGAACGAUGCCGAUACCCUGGAUGUCGAUCGCCAACCUCCGUCAACGAGCGGCUCGGAUCAGCUUGGACCCGAGAGUCAGCGAGACCAACUUGGUGUCAAGGCUGGCGGACGCACGCAUACGGCACGCACCAUGUCGCUUGGUCAUGCCCGUCGUGAAAGCAUCCAGGCGCGUCGCGCUCGCCGUGAAGCUACUCGAGAGGCCAACGUGCCAGAGGAGACUGACGCAGAUAUCUCGGGCGCAGGAACUGCUUUGGAAAGUGCCAAUGAAGGAGAAGACCUGUCCAAGCCCGUUUAUCUCAAGGGUCUCUUCAGUGUCUCGACUACCAGCAGCAAGCCUCUGCCAGUCAUUCGAGCGGAUAUCAUUCGCGUGCUGAAGCAGCUAGCCGUGGACUAUGUUGAGAUAAAGGGCGGAUUCAGCUGCCGACACGCCCCAAGCAUCGAUCUUGAGAAGGUGGUUGAUGUCAGCCCACCCAGCCCAGACCGCCAGGGUCAGGUAUCCCACCGUCGCCGAAUCAGCUUUGGUGGACUUCUUGGGCAUGAUGACAGCCGAGACGACAGUCGCCCAUCGCACUCCAAGCUGCAGCGCCGAACUCAGGGCCAACCGGACCGCAGCUUCACCACAAACUCUGAUGCUUCAGAUGAGUACGUUCCUCGUGAACCGCCUACCAGUGUUACUGUUGGUGACCGAGUGGUUGGUGAAACUACGACUCGUGUGCAGAGUGACACUGGAGAGAACUUGAUCCUGCGGUUUGAAAUUCUCAUUGUCAAGGUUCCUCUGUUCUCACUUCACGGUAUUCAGUUCAAGAAGGUCUCCGGUGGUAUGUGGCAGUACCGCGAGAUGGCAAAGAAGAUUCUCGAUGCUCUGCGCCUCUGA
Penicillium cataractarum is the source of this 3096-nucleotide messenger RNA. RefSeq names its product putative serine/threonine protein kinase Kin1 (gene kin1). Lineage: Eukaryota; Fungi; Ascomycota; Eurotiomycetes; Eurotiales; Aspergillaceae. Gene Ontology annotation, molecular function: tau-protein kinase activity; ATP binding; protein serine/threonine kinase activity. The transcript has 3 exons. The record is from RefSeq and is a predicted model, not a curated record. Gene Ontology annotation, cellular component: cytoplasm. Bases 1 to 3096 code for a protein of 1031 amino acids. Gene Ontology annotation, biological process: microtubule cytoskeleton organization; intracellular signal transduction; protein phosphorylation.